ACAACAACAAAAUAAUCACAUAUAAAAAUAUGCUGAUAAGAGAAUUGGCGGCCAUACUGGUCGCCUUCCUCUUGUGCCAUGUACGGCUCACGGCGUCUCAGGUUCCUACAACGAACGUCUUCACCUGUCCAAAUGGAUGGGAAUUACGAGGUAUACACUGUUACAAGUUCUUCAACAUCAGGCAUUCCUGGGAAAAAGCGGCGGAACUAUGCAGAAGGUACGGAAGCGAGUUGAUGGUGGUGGAAAGUUAUAGCGAGAACAACAUGACUGCAAGUAUGGUCGGCCGACAUUUGGACCGUUACUGGUUAGGACUCGCCUCGUUGGACGAUUUGCGAACUAACACGCUCGAAUCGGCCGCAGGAAUGCUAGUCUCCCAAUACGCUGGAUUCUGGGCAUCCAGGCAACCAAAUCCUCAAUCAGGAGAAUGCGUUGACGUUGCUUUGACGGACGAUCGUCAAACUUGGGAAUUAACAACCUGCGAAUCGCUUCUUCCUUUCAUGUGCCGAUCAGCAGCUUGUCCAGCCGGUUCUUUUCACUGUUCGAACGGUAAAUGCGUGAACGCUGCUUUCAAGUGUGACAAACAAGAUGACUGUGGUGAUUAUUCAGACGAAAUCGAUUGUCCGGUUAAUUGUCAAUUUUACAUGGCCAGUAGCGGUGACGUCGUUGAAAGUCCUAAUUAUCCUCACAAAUACGCACCUUUGGCAAAUUGCAAGUGGACUUUGGAAGGCCCCCAAGGUCACAACAUUCUGUUACAGUUUCAAGAAUUCGAAACGGAAAAGAGCUUCGACAUAGUACAGAUACUGGUAGGCGGUAGAACCGAAGAUAAAUCUGUAAAUCUAGCAACCCUCUCAGGGAAGCAAGAACUAAGCAAUAAGCUCUUCGUUUCGGCCUCGAACUUUAUGAUCAUUAAAUUCAGUACCGAUGCCUCGGUUGAGAGGAAAGGAUUCCGUGCUUCUUGGAAAACCGAGCCGCAAAUGUGCGGUGGUAUUCUUCGUGCUACUCCUCAAGGACAAGUAUUAACAUCGCCAGGUUAUCCGCAAAAUUACCCUGGUGGAUUGGAAUGUUUAUAUAUCCUGCAAGCUCAACCUGGAAGGAUAAUGUCUCUUGAGAUUGAAGAUUUGGAUUUAGAAAUGAAUCGUGAUUAUAUUCUCAUACGAGACGGUGAUUCGCCGAUGAGUCGUCCGAUAGCACGUCUAACAGGAAAAUCUGAGGAUAAUCCAACAGUUAUCAUGUCGACCAGCAACAAUCUUUAUCUUUAUUUCAAAACUAGUCUUGGCGAUUCGAGACGUGGUUUCAGUAUCUUAUACACUCAAGGAUGUAAAGCAACCGUCAUUGCGAAAAAUGGAACAGUUCAAUCACCGUCUUACGGUUUAAACGAUUACCCUAAUAAUCAAGAAUGUCUGUACAGAGUAAAAAAUCCUGACGGAGGACCGCUUUCUUUGAAGUUCGUCAACUUCAAUGUUCACAAGACUGAUUUUGUACAAAUAUACGAUGGUCCAAAUACAAAUGGAUUAAGAUUACAUCCAGGAAAUGGUUUUACUUCUAAUACUCGACCAAAAAUAACCCUAACCGCUGAGAGCGGAGAAAUGUUAGUUAGAUUUGCUUCCGAUGCUUUGCACAGCAGUACAGGCUGGCAAGCUGCUUUUUCAGCAGAUUGUCCUGCAUUGUUACCUGGCGAAGGAGCACUUGCAUCGAGUCGGGACACAGCUUUCGGAACGAUAGUAACAUUUUCGUGCCCGUUAGGACAAGAAUUUGCAACGGGAAAGCCAAAAAUUACCACGGAAUGUUUACCGGGAGGAAAUUGGUCGGUCACGUAUAUACCAAAAUGUCAGGAAGUAUAUUGUGGUCCUGUUCCGCAAAUAGAUAAUGGAUUUUCUAUUGGUUCGUCAAAUGUAACGUAUAAAGGAUUAGCCACUUAUCAAUGUUACGCUGGAUUUGCAUUCCCAUCUGGAAGACCUACGGAAAAAAUUUCUUGUUUGGCUGAUGGUAGAUGGGAAAAGAAACCGUCUUGUUUGGCAUCUCAGUGUGCACCACUUCCAGAAGCACCGCAUUCAAAUAUUACGAUUCUUAAUGGUGGUGGUCGUAGUUACGGUACCAUUGUCAGAUUCGAAUGUGAACCUGGUUACGUUAGAAGUGGUCAUCCGGUGAUACUUUGUAUGAGCAACGGUACAUGGUCCGACGAAGUGCCAACAUGUUCUCGUGCAAAGUGUCCGUUAUUACCUACAAUAAAGAACGGUUAUGUCGUCGACCCAACUAGAGAAUAUUAUUUUAACGAUGAAGCUAGGGUACAAUGUAACAGAGGUUACAAACUUACCGGAACGAACAUUAUUCAAUGUGGCCCUAAUCAAUUGUUUGACAAUGUACCAACUUGCGAAGACAUAAACGAGUGUGCAACCAGUCAAUGCGAUCUAGCUUCAACAGAAUGCAUUAAUAAUCCUGGGGCAUUCACUUGCAAGUGCAAACCAGGAUUCGCUCCAACCAUGGAGUGUCGUCCAAUAGGUGAUCUUGGUUUGAUAAAUGGUGGUAUUCCUGAUGAAUCUAUCACCGUUUCCAGCUCCGAGAAUGGAUACACGAAAUCUGGAGUACGUUUAAACAAUGGUGACGGAUGGUGCGGUAACAACGUUGAACCCGGUGCAAAUUGGGUAAUGAUCGAUAUGAAAGCACCAACUAUCAUUCGUGGUUUUCGUACCCAAGUUGUUGCUAGAGUCGAUGGCAAUAUCGCGUUCACGUCAGCAGUACGUAUUCAGUACACAGAUGAUCUAACGGAUACUUUCAAAGAUUAUACAAAUCCCGAUGGUACGCCAGUUGAAUUCCGAAUUUUGGAACCUACUCUAUCCGUACUGAACUUACCGGUACCGAUCGAGGCACGAUACAUCAAAUUUAGGAUGCAAGAUUACGUAGGUGCACCUUGUAUGAAAAUAGAAAUAAUGGGCUGCACGAGAUUGGAAUGUACCGAUAUUAAUGAGUGCGCCACGAGAAAUGGUGGCUGCCAUCAAAAAUGUAUCAACAAUCCUGGUAGUUACUCGUGCAUGUGCAAUACAGGUUUUGAACUUUACAAAAGUAACGGUACAGCAGGAUUUAAUAUUGAAAAGUCUGAAAAUGGUGAAAGGGAUGGGGAUUUGUAUCAGAGAAACAAGACUUGCGUACCUGUAAUGUGUCCUGCAUUAACUGCACCAGACAAUGGGAAAAUUUUGUCGACCAAAAACCAACAUCAUUUUGGCGACGUAGUUAGAUUCCAAUGUAACUUUGGUUACGUUUUAGCUGGUUCUACAGCUGUAAUUUGUACUUCCAGUGGCAUUUGGAACGGUACUACUCCCGAAUGUCAAUACGCCAAAUGUGUUUCGCUACCGGACGACAAAAACGAGGGACUUUCGGUGAUUCGUACCGAUGAAACAAGCGUUUUGGUUCCAUUCAAACAGAACGUAACUUUAAAAUGUGGCAGCAACGGACGUUAUUUGCGAAAUACUGCGACUUCUGGUUUUCGUCAAUGCGUUUACGAUCCAAAACCAGGUCUGCCGGAUUAUUGGCUGUCUGGUUUGCAGCCGGCUUGUCCACGUGCUGAUUGUGGCAAACCAUUGCCAACACCCGGUGCUGAAUAUGGUCAAUACAUCGAUACUAAAUAUCAAUCAUCUUUCUUCUUUGGUUGUCAAGAUACGUUUAAGUUAGCGGGACAAACUAAUCGUCAUGACAAUGUUGUACGUUGUCAAGCUAAUGGAGUUUGGGACUUUGGUAAUUUACGUUGCGAAGGUCCUGUUUGCGAGGAUCCUGGAAGACCAAGUGACGGUCAUCAAGUAGCUCGCAGUUAUGAGCAAGGCUCGGAAGUUCAAUUUGGAUGCAGUAGACCAGGAUAUAUUCUGAUAAAUCCACGACCAAUCGUUUGUGUUCGAGAACCAGAAUGUCGAGUCGUCAAACCACUUGGACUUACGUCUGGACGUAUACCUGAUUCAGCUAUCAAUGCAACAUCAGAAAGACCAAAUUACGAAGCGAGAAACAUUCGAUUGAACUCCGUUACUGGAUGGUGCGGCAAACAGGAAGCCUUUACUUACGUUAACGUGGAUCUUGGACAAGUUUACAGAGUCAAGGCAAUUCUAGUCAAAGGUGUGGUAACCAAUGAUAUCGUUGGUAGACCCACGGAAAUACGUUUCUUUUAUAAACAAGCUGAAAGCGAAAAUUACGUUGUUUAUUUUCCCAAUUUCAAUCUUACUAUGCGUGAUCCUGGAAACUAUGGUGAACUGGCUAUGAUUACUUUACCAAAAUACGUGCAAGCUCGUUUCGUGAUACUUGGUAUCGUCAGUUACAUGGAUAACGCUUGUCUUAAAUUCGAACUCAUGGGAUGUGAAGAACCAGUAGUUGAACCUCUAUUAGGUUACGAUUAUGGUUUCUCACCUUGUGUUGAUAAUGAACCACCAGUUUUCCAGAACUGUCCUCAGCAACCUAUAGUUGUUCAAAAGGGUACCGAUGGUGGUUUAUUACCAGUAAACUUCACCCAACCUAUUGCCAUAGACAACAGUGGUAGUAUUGCUCGAUUAGAAGUUAAACCACAAAGUUUCAGAACACCCAUUCGUGUAUUCGAAGACACCGUUGUGAAAUACGUGGCCUUUGAUUACGAUGGAAAUGUUGCUAUUUGCGAAAUUAACAUAACUGUACCAGAUUUAACACCACCCAAACUAAGUUGUCCUCAGAGUUAUGUGAUCGAACUCGUAGACAGACAAGAAAGUUAUUCGGUAAACUUCAAUGAAACACGAAGACGUAUAAAUGCUACUGAUGCGUCAGGUCCAGUAAGGGUUACUUUUGUACCAGAACGAGCUAUAAUACCAAUCGGUGGUUUCGAAAACGUGACAGUAUAUGCUACAGAUUCUAGUGGCAAUCGUGCCUCCUGUCAUUUCCAAGUAUCCGUACAAGCAACACCUUGCGUCGACUGGGAAUUAAAAUCCCCAGCCAAUGGUGGUUUAAAAUGUGUCCCAGGUGAUAAAGGCUUGCAAUGCAUAGCAACGUGCAAGAAUGGUUAUAGAUUUACCGAUGGUGCACCAGUAAAGACCUUCGUUUGUGACAUUAACAAACACUGGUCUCCAACUUCAGUCGUUCCAGACUGUGUAUCAGAAAAUACUCAACAAGCUGAUUAUCACGUGGUCGCAUCAGUAACUUAUCGAGCUAAUGGUGCAGUAUCACGUUCUUGUUUGCCACAAUACCAAGACCUAAUGACACAAUAUUAUAUUAAUCUAAAUGCUAUAUUAACUCAACGCUGUUCUGCUAUCAAUGUCAAUAUGAAUGUAUCGUUUGUUAGAUCGAUGCCUUUCUUAUUAGAAGAAAAUGUUUUGCAGAUGGACUUUGUUUUGGUGAUCGUUCCCGCUAUUCGUCAACCACAAGUAUACGAUCUAUGUGGUUCUACCAUAGGAUUAAUAUUCGAUCUUUCUGUACCAUAUGCAAGUAAAGUCAUAGAACCUCUGCUUAAUGUUUCAUCAAUUGGAAAUCAAUGUCCACCAUUACGUGCCUUAAAAUCAUCUAUCACGCGAGGAUUUACUUGUAGCAUUGGUGAAGUACUGAACAUGGACACGAACGAUGUACCUCGAUGUCUUCAUUGUCCGGCUGGUACUUUCGCUGGUGAACAACAAAAACAAUGUACAUCCUGUCAAAAAGGUUUCUACCAGAAUAGCGAUCGUCAAGGUUCAUGUUUACGUUGUCCUUUCGGAACAUAUACAAGAGAAGAAGGUUCCAAGAGUAUUGACGACUGUGUUCCAGUAUGUGGAUAUGGUACAUAUUCGCCAACUGGUCUGGUCCCGUGUUUAGAGUGUCCUAGAAAUAGUUACACCGGUGAACCACCAAUAGGUGGAUACAGAGAUUGCCAAACUUGCCCUGCUGGUACAUUUACUUAUCAACCAGCAGCACCAGGUCGUGAUCGUUGUCGAAACAAAUGUUCUCCUGGGAUGUAUUCGGAUACAGGAUUAGCACCAUGUGCUCAAUGUCCAAAAGACUUUUUCCAACCUCAGCACGGAGCCACAACAUGUAUAGAAUGUCCUACCAAUAUGUAUACCAACGGACUUGGAUCAGUGGGUCGAGAAGAAUGCAAGCCAGUGCAGUGUACGGAUAGCGUUUGUCAACAUGGAGGACUUUGCGUGCCUAUGGGACAUGGUGUACAAUGUAUAUGCCCAGCUGGUUUCUCUGGAAGACGUUGCGAAAUUGAUAUAGACGAGUGUGCUUCUCAACCUUGUUACAAUGGUGCCACGUGUAUCGAUCUACCUCAAGGUUACAGAUGUCAAUGUGCUAAUGGAUACUCUGGUAUUAAUUGUCAAGAAGAAAAAUCCGACUGCAGUAACAAUACUUGUCCUGAGAGAGCUAUGUGCAAAGACGAGCCUGGCUUUAAUAAUUACACCUGUCUUUGCAGAUCUGGUUAUACCGGCGUUGAUUGCGACAUAACGAUUAAUCCAUGUACGGCUAGCGGGAAUCCAUGCAAUAAUGGUGCAUCUUGUGUAGCAUUACAACAGGGUCGAUACAAAUGCGAGUGCUUGCCAGGUUGGGAAGGUCAAAGUUGCGAAAUCAAUACAGAUGAUUGCGCUGAAAGACCUUGCCUGCUUGGCGCCAAUUGCACCGAUCUCGUGGCCGAUUUCAAUUGUAAUUGUCCACCCGGAUUUACUGGCAAACGUUGUCACGAAAAGAUUGAUCUUUGUUCUGGAAAUCCUUGUCUCAAUGGUAUAUGCGUUGACAAAUUGUUCAGUCAUGAAUGUAUCUGCGAUCCAGGAUGGACCGGUGCAGCUUGUGAAAUUAACAUCAAUGAAUGUGCCGGUAAACCUUGUCGUAAUAACGGACAAUGCCUCGAUCAGGUAGAUGGCUAUACUUGCACCUGCGAGCCAGGAUACACUGGCAAACAAUGUCAGCAUACAAUCGAUGAUUGUGCAUCGGAUCCAUGCCAAAAUGGUGCAACGUGUAUAGAUCAGCUCGAAGGUUUUCUCUGCAAAUGUAGACCUGGUUUCGUCGGACUUCAAUGCGAAGCUGAGAUCGAUGAAUGCCAAAGUGAUCCUUGCAAUCCUGUUGGAACGGAACGUUGCGUGGAUUUGGACAAUACUUUUGUUUGUCAGUGUCGUGAAGGUUACACCGGAUCAGCUUGCGAAGUCAACAUCAACGAUUGUGCUUCCGAUCCAUGUUUAAACGGUGCUACUUGCAGAGACGAAGUUUCAGGUUUCAAAUGUAUGUGCCUUGAAGGUUGGUCCGGAGUUCAUUGCGAGAUCGAUGUUGGAAUGUGUCAAAAUCAUCCAUGUCAAAACGAUGCAGCCUGUGUCGAUCUUUUCUUGGAUUACUUCUGCGUCUGUCCUUCUGGAACUGACGGUAAACAAUGCGAAACUGCACCUGAACGUUGUAUAGGUAAUCCUUGUAUGCAUCAUGGACGUUGUCAAGAUUUUGGUUCCGGACUUAACUGCACUUGUCCUGAUGACUAUACCGGUAUUGGUUGUCAGUAUGAGUACGAUGCUUGCCAAGCUGGCGCAUGUAAAAAUGGAGCAACUUGUAUCGAUGAUGGCCCUGGUUUUACUUGCAUCUGUCCACCAGGCUACACUGGUAAAACAUGCGAAGAUGAUAUUAUUGAUUGUAAAGAUAAUUCUUGUCCACCAUCGGCAACGUGUAUUGAUUUAACUGGAAAGUUCUUCUGUCAAUGUCCAUUUAAUUUAACCGGAGACGAUUGUAGGAAAUCUAUACAAGUUGAUUAUGAUUUAUACUUCGGUGACCCGGCACGUAGCAGUGCAUCACAAAUUAUUCCAUUCUUUACUGGAACAAGAAAGAGUUUGACCGUAGCCAUGUGGGUACAAUUUACGCAAAAAGAUGAGGCUGGUACUUUCUUCACCCUUUAUGCCGUAAGUUCACCACACGUCCCAACAAAUCGUCGACCUAUGGUACAAGCCCAUAGUAACGGUGUCCAAGUAUCACUAUUCCAUGAUUUACAAGAUGUCUAUUUACCAUUCAGAGAAUAUGCAACUAUCAAUGAUGGCCAAUGGCAUCAUGUUGCUGUUGUCUGGAAUGGAGAAAACGGUGGUGAACUCGUAUUAAUUACUGAAGGUUUAAUUGCUAGCAAAACAGAAGGAUAUGGAAGUGGUAGAUCUCUUCCAGCAUAUGCUUGGGCAAUAUUGGGUAAACCUCAAAGUGAAAAUCCGAAAGGAUACACGGAAUCUGGUUUCCAAGGACACUUGACAAAAGUACAGAUUUGGAAUCGUGCGCUUCACGUUACGAAUGAGAUACAGAAACAAGUUAGAGAUUGUAGAACCGAACCGGUUCUUUAUCAAGGAUUAGUUUUGACCUGGGCAGGAUACGACGAAACGGUUGGUGGUGUAGAACGCGUAGUUCCAUCACACUGUGGACAAAGGGUAUGCCCACCUGGUUAUGGUGGUAACAAAUGCCAACAAUUGGAAGCUGAUAAAAUUCCACCAAAAGUAGAACAUUGUCCUGGUGAUCUUUGGGUUAUCGCUAAAAAUGGUUCUUCCAUUGUUACUUGGGACGAACCUCGUUUCAGUGACAAUGUUGGUAUAGUUAAGGUUCAAGAACGAAGUGGUCAUAGAUCUGGACAAACUUUGUUAUGGGGUACUUACGAUAUCAGUUAUGUGGCUUAUGACCAAGCCGGAAACUCUGCCAGUUGUAAUUUUAAAGUCUAUGUAUUAUCCGAUUUUUGUCCCGAACUUGCUGAUCCGAUCGGAGGAAUGCAACAAUGCAAAGAUUGGGGUUCCGGUGGUCAAUUCAAAGUUUGUGAGAUUUCAUGUAAUCAAGGAUUACGAUUUUCUCAAGAGGUUCCUAAAUUUUAUACUUGCGGCGCCGAAGGAUUCUGGAGACCUACUUACGAUCCUAAUUUACCAUUGAUUUACCCUGCAUGUACAAGUUCAACCCCGGCACAACGUGUGUUUAGAAUAAAAAUGAACUUCCCUACUUCAGUUCUAUGUAACGAGGCUGGUCAAGGUGUUCUCAAACAAAAGGUCCGAAAUGCUGUCAAUUCUCUCAAUAGGGAUUGGAACUUCUGUUCUUAUUCUUACGAAGGUACACGCGAGUGCAAGGAUUUGAACAUCGACGUUCAGUGUGACCACCGAAUAAGAACAACAAGAGAAGCAAGCGAGGAAGACGGUGGAAUGUACAUUAUUUCAGCUGUCGUACCAGCAGAACCAACGAGACAGGCACGCCAAGGAAGCGAUACCUAUGAGGUGGAGAUCUCGUUCCCAGCGAUAAACGAUCCUAUACUGAAUGCCAAUUCUAAUGAACGAGCGACGGUACAAUCCUUACUUGAAAAACUUAUCCUCGAGGAAGAUCAAUUUGACGUACACGAUAUUUUACCGAACACAGUACCAGACCCAGCGUCAUUGACAUUAAAGUCCGAUUAUGCUUGUCCAGUUGGUCAAGUUGUAAUGGCACCUGAUUGCGUACCGUGCGCGGUGGGCACUUAUUACGAAGAAGAAACUCAACGUUGUGUCUCCUGUCCCGUGGGCACUUAUCAAAGUGAAUCCGGCCGAACAAAAUGCAGCUCGUGUCCUGUAAUUGCUGGUCGACCUAGCGUAACUGUUGGAGUUGGUGCACGAAGUGCUGCAGAUUGUAAAGAACGAUGCCCAGCAGGAAAGUAUUACGACGAUGCAGCUGGUUUGUGUCGUAGCUGUGGACACGGAUUUUAUCAACCGAACGAGGGUAGUUUCUCUUGCUUGCUAUGCGGUCUUGGAAAAACUACUAGGACAGCAGAAGCUGUUUCUCGCGAAGAAUGCAGAGACGAAUGCGGUUCUGGACAACAAUUAGCCGUUGAAGGCAAAUGUGAACCCUGUCCAAGAGGUACCUAUCGUACACAAGGUGUUCAAGCAUCUUGCCAAGCUUGUCCAGUUGGUAGAACAACCCCAAAUGUAGGCUCGGCAGCCAUCGAAGAAUGUUCUUUACCAGUUUGCGAGCCUGGUACUCAUUUGAACGGUACACUUAACGAAUGUAUACAAUGUAAAAAGGGCACUUAUCAAUCGGAACCUCAACAAACCUUUUGUAUACCUUGCCCACCCAACACCAGUACCAAAGGACCAGCAGCAACCAGCAAAUUCGAUUGCACCAACCCAUGCGAGACCAGUGGCGAAGAAAUGCAUUGCGACGCCAAUGCAUAUUGUUUACUCAUACCAGAAACAAGUGACUUCAAAUGUGAAUGUAAACCGGGAUAUAACGGUACCGGAACGGAAUGUACGGAUGUUUGCAUGGGAUACUGCGACAACGAGGGUCUAUGUGUGAAAGAUUCCAGAGGACAACCAUCUUGCAGGUGUAGCGGUAGUUUCACAGGCAAACAUUGCACUGAAAAAUCGGAAUUCUUUUAUAUUACCGGUGGUAUCGCAGGAGGAGUUAUUCUCAUCAUCUUUGUUGUUCUCUUGGUCUGGAUGAUCUGCGUUAGAGCAUCUCGUAAAAAGGAACCUAAGAAAAUGCUAACUCCAGCCACCGAUCAAAAUGGUUCACAAGUAAACUUCUAUUACGGUGCACCAACACCUUACGCCGAAUCGAUAGCACCAUCUCAUCAUAGCACUUAUGCUCAUUACUAUGACGACGAGGAAGACGGCUGGGAAAUGCCUAAUUUUUAUAACGAAACUUAUAUGAAAGAAAGCCUACACAAUGGAGGAAAGAUGAACAGUCUAGCUCGUUCAAAUGCAAGUAUAUACGGCACGAAGGAUGAUCUGUACGAUAGGCUGAAACGUCACGCGUAUCCCGGGAAGAAAGACAAGAGUGAUAGUGACAGCGAAGGUCAGUGAGUCGUCGUCCCUGCCCCCACGGUGAGAGAGAAAGAGAUAGAGAGAUAGAUAGAGAAAGAGAGAGAGAGA
Molecule: messenger RNA, 10796 nt
Organism: Polistes canadensis
Lineage: Eukaryota; Metazoa; Arthropoda; Insecta; Hymenoptera; Vespidae
Gene: uif
Product: sushi, von Willebrand factor type A, EGF and pentraxin domain-containing protein 1
Exons: 37
Coding region: 30-10727 (3565 amino acids)
Biological process (GO): Notch signaling pathway
Molecular function (GO): Notch binding; calcium ion binding
Source: RefSeq, a predicted model, not a curated record